Molecule: messenger RNA, 1538 nt
Organism: Botrytis porri
Lineage: Eukaryota; Fungi; Ascomycota; Leotiomycetes; Helotiales; Sclerotiniaceae
Exons: 3
Coding region: 966-1370 (134 amino acids)
Source: RefSeq, a predicted model, not a curated record
CCUCACCUCACCACCACCUCACCACCACCAAACCCUGAGUCAUCCGGCCUCUCUCCCCAAUCUUCCAUCACCGCUACAACUAAUAAAAGCUUAGGUAGAUAGGCACGGAAUAUCAGCAUCAACCAGUGGAAUAAGCGAACUCCGAGCCCAUCAUCACUCACACCUCUUCAGCCUUAUCCCAAACCCCUUCAAGUAUAGCUUCUACCUUUCGCGCAUCCAAGUUCCAACACAUGCAAAGCGUGUACGCGGCCGGUGUUCUGACAGUUCUACCUAUUUUUUUUCUCCAAAAAAAGAUAAUAAUAAAAAUACGAAGUCAUACAAGUAAAAUUUGAUAUGCAUUCUAAAUAUGCACGCAUGGUUUGCUUGUUAGUUAGUUGGUAAGCAUACAUACCAUACUCCAUAUCCAUAUACCGUACCUUACCUAUUUCUUUUUCUUUUCUUUUCUUUUCUUUUCUAGGCCAAGCUGGGGUAAAACAAGGCGGCAAGCAUGGGAUAUCAGACUUUUCUCUCUCUGAUACCUUGCUCAGAAUUGCUUAGUUGCUUCGCGGGCGGAGUCUGCAUGCGAUGACUUGAGAUGAAAUGGGACAUGGUUGAGACUUUAAAUUCUAGAUUCUGCAUUCUCGAUUUGUGAUGACCGUUUUGCCUUUUCUGGAUUCGAGUUGUUGAAGUGGAGGUACAUGGACCGACAGGUGUCAUAUUUUUUUAAAGAGUAUGGGGUUGUGAUGGAUUUGGUUGGGUUGGAUAUGUAUAUAGAGGGGGAGAUGCCUCGAUUGUGAAGGCUUUUUUAUUCUCCUCAUCAUCAUCAUCAUCAUCAUCAUCAUCAUCACCACUAUCAACAAUCAGAUAUAAGAAGAUAUCAACACACAUAAAAGCAACACUACUGCUUCGACAUCAAAUUCAUUUUUCAAAGUCAAAAUUCUAUCAUCACCAACAUCUCAAAUAACAUCAACAGUCCAUCUAUAAAAAUGCCUGCCGGAUUCCCCGCCUACCCAGCUACCCGUUUUCCAAACGAGAAACCUCCAACGCUUUUCCAUCCCUCCUCUCCCAAAUCCCAAAAAGCAACACCAGUCUCCUACUCCACCUCUAGAUCCUACACUGCUACAUCUUCCUCCUCUCCAAAAGACUCAAUGGAUACCACUGCCACAUACACUCCCGCAAACGAUACCUCUUCAAUGUACAGCACCACUUCCACCAUUUCACUUUUGAAGCAUCCACUCAGUACAAUCAAAGAAAAGUUUUCGUAUAAGGAGCAUUCGAAGAGGGAAGCAACCAAGUCAAACGAGAAGACCUUGAUUGAUUCCUCGACACCGAGUAAGAAGACACCGAGACAAUCACUCACGGAGACAUAUAUGAUCAUGGCUAUGAAGUAAUCAUAGCCAGUGUUCAAUUUGUCUGUUUGUUUGAAUGGUGUUUGACCGCGGACCCUUGAAAUUUGGGUAUUUUACGACCAUGCUGUGAUAUUACAUAUCCUUCGGCAUGGGUUUCGGUGGAGUUUUUAUAUAUAGAUCAUUGGCAACAUACCGGUAGUGUCUGGAUCA